UCAUCACUUUUGCUUAGAAGCCAGGGCAGAAAGAGCUUGGCAAAGCAUGGAAAGCGGGGGAAAUCAGGUGCAAGUUUUGAAAAGCUGCUGAGACGCAAGAGAGUAGGAAAUCAGCGCUCGGAGUGGCAAGUGAAGCCAAACUUAAGCUGGAAAUUCGAAGGAAAGAACAUUUUGUUGGCACUCUCUUAUUUUUGUGAUACGGACAAAUGUUUCGAGCUGGGAAAUUAUUCUGAAUUUCCACAAGGAGUUUUUUUUUUUUUAAUUGAAAAGUUUGGAUCCAGUCGUUCUCCUGGGUACUGACUUCACCGAAGAUUUCGUCACUUGUUUUUGGGAUUCAGCUCCAGCGACAACCUUCUCCUUCGUCUCUUUUUAAAACUCACAGUGAACUUGGGAGAUAUUUGAGAGAGAAACGGCCCCUGCCUCUUCCUGGGCUCCUCUGCCUCUGCCAAUGAGCCCCUAGAGUGUUUUGGGGAGCUGGGAUUUGUUGGGGGACUUCAGUUUUGGAAAAUGGGUCAACUUGGCCGAUCUUUCUUCUCCUGCGUUCUGGCUUUGUGGAUGAGUAUCGGCAACGCGCAGGAAGCCGUGUUCUUCCAAGAGAGCCCUUCGAACCUGACAUCUUCCUUGGGCAAGGACAUCAAGCUUUCCUGCUCCGCCCUUUCCCUUGGCGAGCCGCCUGAGAUCAGUUGGCUGCGGGACGGAGCCGCCCUGGACUUGGCCGACAGUAACCAGAUGCAGUUUCCCUUGGAUGAUGAAGAAUGGAUGACCACCAGCGAAUUGAGCAUCCCUUCUGUUCAGCUCUCGGACAUGGGGAACUACCAGUGCGCGGCCUCGGUGAAUGGAUCUGAAGUCCUCUCUGAUGAAGCCUACCUGAAUCUGGAAGGUCUCCCCUUUUUCACUGAAGAGCCCCAGGAUCUGGAGGUCACAGUCAACACCCCUUUCAACCUCAGCUGCAGGGCUCAGGGCCCCCCAGAACCAGUGCGGGUGAUCUGGCUGCAAGACAGCGCCCCCCUCAACUCCUUGAACGACCCACAGGCCCGGACACCUUCCACACUGGCGUUGAGAGGUCUGAAUCACAGCGCAUCAUUCUCAUGCGAGGCCCACAACGAUAAGGGGGUGGGCACAUCUCGGACUGCAAAGGUGACAGUGGUUCCUGGGCGGCCAAGUGCCUUAUCCCUUCUGCAUCGUAGUGACCACCACCUGGAAGUGACAUGGGAACCAGGACCGAGUGGGGCCUACGCUCUUGAGUUCUGCACCAUCCAGGCUGUGCGCUCGGACGAGGACCUCAGCACCGUGUCGGACCGGGAACUCUAUAACCAGAACCUCCACGUCCCCCCGUUCAGCCACACCCUGGAUGGCUUGAGCCCCUUCACCACCUACCACGUACGGGUGUCCUGUCGCUCCCGAGAGGGCAACUCCCCGUGGACCCACUGGGUUGCUAUGGAAACCUUGGAAGGAGUGCCCACCGCUGCGCCAGAGAACAUCAUGGCCACGCAGAAUGGCACCUGCACCAUCGUGCAGUGGCGAGAGCCGCGUGGUGUCAUCAACGGGAUCAUACGCGGAUACAAGCUGGUCUGUCAAAGCGGCGACUCGCCCGAGGUGGUUGUGGACGUGGGGCUGACCAACGAGACCGUCUUGAACCUGAACAAAACAGUACACAAUCUGACCGUCCGUGUCGCGGCCUACACACAAGCAGGAGACGGUCCCUGGAGCAAAGCCAUCAUGGUUUCCACUGGGGAUGUCGAUGAACUGCCGCAGCCCCAGCCAGUAGAAACCACCGCCCCUGCCUUCUCCUGGCACUGGUGGUACGUGGUAAUUGCCAUAGCCACGGCCGCCGCCGCUGCCGCCUUCAUAAUCAUCUUCUUGGCACGGAUGAGGAGGAAGGAAACCCGCUAUGGGGAGGCGUUUGAACCCAGCAUGGAGCAGGGAGAGCUGGUGGUCCACUACCGAGUCCGCAAAUCCUACAGCCGCCGGACCACCGAAGCCACUUGUGAGUGUCAUGGAAGGAUGAACAGCCUGGGCAUUAGCGAGGAGCUGAAAGAGAAGCUGCGAGACGUCAUGAUAGAUCGCCACAAGGUGGCCUUGGGGAAAACCCUCGGUGAAGGGGAAUUUGGCUCUGUCAUGGAGGGGCAACUCAGCCAAGAUGGAGCGGUCCUUAAGGUUGCCGUUAAGACCAUGAAAAUUGCCAUCUGCACCCGCAGCGAGAUGGAGGAUUUCCUCAGCGAAGCCGUCUGCAUGAAGGACUUUGACCACCCUAACGUCAUGAAACUGAUUGGAGUUUGCCUGCAGAACACAGAGAGCGAAGGAUACCCCUCCCCGGUUGUCAUCCUGCCCUUCAUGAAACAUGGAGACCUGCACAGCUUCCUGUUGUACUCCCGGCUUGGCGAGAGCCCGGUGUACCUGCCCACACAGACGCUGGUCAAAUUCAUGACGGACAUUGCUAGCGGGAUGGAGUAUCUCAGUAGCAAGAACUUCAUACACCGCGAUCUUGCCGCCCGCAAUUGCAUGCUGAACGAGAGCAUGACGGCUUGUGUGGCUGACUUUGGCCUCUCUAAGAAAAUCUACAACGGCGAUUAUUACCGGCAAGGCCGUAUCUCCAAAAUGCCUGUCAAGUGGAUCGCCAUUGAGAGUCUGGCCGACCGCGUUUACACCAUCAAGAGCGACGUGUGGUCGUUCGGCGUUACUAUGUGGGAGAUCGCGACGCGAGGCCAGACGCCGUACCCAGGUGUGGAAAACAGUGAGAUCUACGACUACCUGUGUCAGGGCAACCGACUCAAGCAGCCAAUCGACUGCCUGGAUGGCCUGUACGAGCUGAUGAUGAGCUGCUGGGCCCUCAACCCUCGCGACCGCCCCAGCUUUGAGAUCCUGCACCAAGAGCUGGAGAAGAUCCUCAAGUCCCUCCCUCCAGCCAAGGACCCGGAAGAGAUCCUCUACGUCAACAUGGACGACGGCGUGGCCCCCGGAGAGGCGGAGCUGGGUGCCGUCGGGGGUCUGGGUCCUGAGGAAGCACCGGCCAAGGAGAACCAGUCGCUCAAGCCCACGGUGACGGCGGCCGAAGUCCACCAGCCCCAGGCCAUGGGCCGCUACGUCAUGUGCCCCACCCCUCAUGAGAGCAGCCGGCUACUGACGGACGCCCCCAGCUGCGCCGCCACCGAGGAAGGGGCCUGAACGGGACGAGGCAACUUAUUCGUUGUGGCUGGGGGGAGGGGAGGGGGGAGGUCGCAAGCGGCCCAACUGGUGCAGUCCCUGCAAGCUUUGGAAGACGACGACCCCCCAUCUCUGAGGAGAGGGGAUUCAUGGAGGACUCCACAAGCUGAGGCGCACCCUCCUCCUCUCCCAAAAUGAGCCACUGCCUUGCUUUUGCCACAAGGGUCUUCCCUCCCCAUCAACCCCCUCCAGGGGGGAGUUUGGACUGACCCAUCUCUGAGUAUGUCUCACGGCUGUACAUGCAUUGACAGUCAUGCUCCACACCACCAGCCUGAGGCCAGAUAUGUACUCUAGACUAUGAUGUUGGCAGAAGGGGGGAGUCCAUCUCAGGUUACAGGGGCCAGGGGAGGAGGGGGGACACAGUGGGGAACCCAACAGGACCGGCAGCUGCGCCCUUUUCUCCUCCUCACGUUGAAGGUACCUUAGCAAUUUGACCUCCCGUCCGCAACUCCGUGGUCCAAAUUUAGCUCGCUAACACCGAGGUCUCGUCCACGAUCCUGCUUGCCCCAGACCUAGAAGGCACAAAUCUGAGUGAUUUUAACUUGCUUUCCCUGGAAAACCUGCUUUUUGGUGCCAAAUCGGAGUGAAUGUCAGUCCGGAGGAAACCUGGUCGACAUUCGCUCCGAUUCGGCGGGGCAGGUGGGGAUGAGCCCUCGCCAAUGGUACUAAGGUUAUUCUGUGUUUGUGUGUGUGUGUGUGUGGCCCAGCUCCUGCCUUUUUCUUGUUGGGCCUGGCACACAGCUGCUGAGCUGGCAGAGCAUAGAUUUGCUAUGAAGGAGAGUAAAGUCCGGCUGCUCAGUUUGUGUGCUGUUAAAGGGGAGCAGGGCACAUUAACCAAAACGGGGGGUGGAAAGUAUCGGUCCUAAUUGCAGCCAUCUGAAAGCGGUACGUACUUAGUCCUUCCCCCCUCCUUAUUUUACUACCAGCUGUUUCACUGCCAUAUCUCCCAGGUUGCAUUUAGGCCGGUGGAGAUGAAUUAAACAGAGGUUCUGGAGGGCUCCUGUCUGAAGGCGCCACAACAAGGGAAAUGUACUCAGUUUGUGCACAGAUGCACACUUUUUUUAAAAAAAAGUCGCUAUUGCUUCUCGGGAGCCAGCCCUAGUUUUUAAAUCUGACCCCGGAGGUUAAUUUUGGUGCAGGUUUCAGCCCGACAGACCAACCCACCCUGUCCACACAGCACCAAAUUCUCCUCAACAGGUUAUCGGGGGACGUCUGAUCAGCCAUAGCUGAGUUGCCCUGGAGGUAAAGAUCCCACAGGGCACUGAAGCCAUACCCAGGUGGGCGUCUCAGAGGGGGCAGGGUCUGAAGGUAUAUUUUUAUAGCACAUUUGAGAUGGGAGAAGGGAACAAAUUGGCCUUCAAGUCUUCACACCCAGCUAGGCCAGAGCUUCCCUGACAGUAGUGAGUUGGAGCCAGUGUGGUGUAGUGGUUAAGAGCGGUAGACGCGUAAUCUGGGGAACCGGGUUCAUGUCCCCGCUCCUCUACAUGCAGCUGCUGGGUGACCUUGGGCUAGUCACACUUCUCUGAAGUCUCUCAGCCUCACAGAGUGUUUGUUGUGGGGGAGGAAGGGAAAGGAGAAUGUUAGCCGCUUUGAGACUCCUUCGGGUACUGAUAAAGCGGGAUAUCAAAUCCAAACUCUUCUUUAUGUAACUUUGCUGGAAAUGUGAAGGUUGCCAUCUUCUCCCCAUCCCUCAAUGACUCUUUGCAUUUCACCAAUGCAGGCAGAAACUCAACAAGUAUACCUUUCCCAUAUUCCCACAUCUCUCUGCUGGGGAAAGCCCUACCUGCUGGGUGCCUGCCCAUCGUGCAGAUGUUACAAACCCUAUCUGAUCAC
This is a messenger RNA of Podarcis raffonei (Aeolian wall lizard), 5037 nucleotides long. RefSeq names its product AXL receptor tyrosine kinase (gene AXL). Gene Ontology annotation, molecular function: ATP binding; protein binding; transmembrane receptor protein tyrosine kinase activity. Lineage: Eukaryota; Metazoa; Chordata; Lepidosauria; Squamata; Lacertidae. The transcript has 20 exons. Gene Ontology annotation, cellular component: signaling receptor complex. The record is from RefSeq and is a predicted model, not a curated record. The coding region runs from base 508 to 3165 and encodes 885 amino acids. Gene Ontology annotation, biological process: nervous system development; multicellular organism development; positive regulation of kinase activity.